This is a messenger RNA of Neocloeon triangulifer, 7401 nucleotides long. It is a transcript of the gene Prp8, whose product is annotated as pre-mRNA-processing-splicing factor 8. The transcript is spliced from 21 exons. Gene Ontology annotation, biological process: spliceosomal tri-snRNP complex assembly; mRNA splicing, via spliceosome. Gene Ontology annotation, molecular function: U5 snRNA binding; U2 snRNA binding; U6 snRNA binding. Bases 158 to 7297 code for a protein of 2379 amino acids. The record is from RefSeq and is a predicted model, not a curated record. Lineage: Eukaryota; Metazoa; Arthropoda; Insecta; Ephemeroptera; Baetidae. Gene Ontology annotation, cellular component: catalytic step 2 spliceosome; U5 snRNP.
UUAGGAGUUGAGGCCACAAACAAACCUGCGUUGUCUGAAAGCCGGAAGACUUUCUUGUGUUUUCUCCAAAUCUUUAAAGUUCCGUGGAACGCCUUUCGAUUUCGGGAAUGAAUAACUGAAUUCGAAUUAAGUAAACGGAACUUAAACACUAAUCGGGAUGGCUGGGCUACCCCCGUACCUGCUGGGGCCCAACCCGUGGGCAAUGAUGGCCCAGCAGCAAGUGCAGAUGGCUGCGGCGGCACAGGCGGCUCAUGCUCAAGCAGCUCAGCAGGCCCAGAUUCAGGCCCAAGCGGCCCAUGCAGCCGCCCAGGCCCAAAUGCAGGCUCAAGCCACAGGCCAAAUUCAGCCCCCAAAAACGGAUUUCAUCUCUGAGGAAAAGCUUCAGGAAAAAGCUCAAAAGUGGCAGCAGCUUCAGUCGAAAAGAUUUGCCGAGAAAAGGAAGUUUGGUUUUGUGGAUGCUCAGAAAGAGGACAUGCCUCCGGAGCACCUGCGAAAAAUCAUUCGCGACCAUGGCGACAUGAGCAGUCGCAAGUACAGACAUGACAAACGAGUCUAUCUGGGAGCCCUCAAGUACAUGCCGCACGCUGUGAUGAAGCUCUUGGAGAACAUGCCGAUGCCGUGGGAGCAGAUCAGAGACGUUAAAUCGCUCUAUCACAUUACUGGCGCCAUCACUUUCGUCAAUGAAAUCCCCUGGAAUAUCGAGCCAGUCUACAUUGCACAAUGGGGAACUAUGUGGAUCAUGAUGAGGAGAGAAAAAAGAGACAGGCGUCAUUUCAAGCGAAUGAGGUUCCCUCCAUUUGACGAUGAAGAACCUCCACUGGAUUAUGCUGACAACGUCCUUGACGUUGAACCCCUCGAGGCCAUCCAGAUCGAAAUGGACUCUGAGGAUGACGGUGCCGUGGCAGAGUGGUUCUAUGACCACAAAGCUCUUGUUGGAACAAAGUUUGUGAACGGCUCAACUUAUCGCAAGUGGAAUUUGUCGUUGCCUCAAAUGGCAUGUCUCUACCGACUCGCAAACCAGCUCUUGACAGACCUGGUGGAUAACAACUACUUCUACCUGUUUGACUUGAAGUCAUUCUUUACAGCCAAGGCGCUCAACAUGGCCAUCCCUGGAGGACCUAAAUUUGAGCCUCUCAUCAAGGACGCAAGUACACAGGAUGAGGACUGGAAUGAGUUCAAUGACAUUAACAAAAUCAUCAUCCGUCAGCCAGUUCGAACGGAGUACAGGAUUGCUUUCCCUUUCUUGUACAACAACAUGCCCCACUUUGUACACUUGCCUUGGUACCACACCCCUAAUGUGGUCUACAUCAAAACCGAGGAUCCUGAUUUGCCAGCCUUCUACUUUGAUCCACUCAUCAAUCCGAUCUCUCACAGAAAUGCUGUUAAGGUUGUGGAGCCAAUUCCAGAAGACGAUGAGGAGUUUGAGCUCCCAGAGUACAUCCAGCCUUUCCUGCAAGACACUCCUCUCUUCACAGAUAACACUGCCAAUGGAAUUUCCCUUCUUUGGGCACCUCGGCCAUUCAACAUGAGGUCAGGUCGCACUAGAAGAGCCAUCGACAUCCCAAUUGUGAAAACCUGGUACAGAGAGCACUGCCCUCCUGGCCAACCAGUAAAGGUCCGAGUCAGCUACCAGAAAUUAUUGAAGUACUACGUGUUGAACGCUCUCAAGCACAGACCACCCAAGCCACAAAAGAAAAGAUACUUGUUCCGCUCGUUCAAGUCCACUAAGUUCUUCCAGACAACAACUUUGGACUGGGUUGAGGCUGGUUUGCAGGUUUGCAAGCAAGGUUACAACAUGCUCAACCUGCUCAUCCAUCGCAAAAAUCUUAACUACCUUCACUUGGAUUACAACUUCAACUUGAAACCUGUUAAGACUUUGACCACCAAGGAACGAAAGAAGUCUCGUUUCGGAAAUGCAUUCCAUUUGUGUCGAGAAAUUCUGCGACUGACCAAGCUGAUUGUGGACUCGCAUGUCCAGUACCGUUUGAACAACGUUGACGCCUUCCAGCUGGCCGAUGGCCUGCAGUACAUCUUUUCUCAUGUUGGCCAACUGACAGGCAUGUACCGGUACAAGUACAAACUGAUGAGGCAGAUCCGCAUGUGCAAGGACUUGAAGCAUCUCAUCUACUACAGAUUCAACACUGGUCCUGUGGGCAAAGGCCCUGGCUGCGGCAUUUGGGCACCUGGUUGGCGAGUGUGGCUCUUCUUCAUGAGAGGAAUCACUCCGCUACUGGAACGGUGGUUAGGCAACUUGUUGUCCAGGCAGUUCGAAGGUCGUCACUCUAAGGGUGUUGCCAAGACUGUCACCAAGCAGAGAGUGGAGAGUCACUUUGACCUGGAGUUGAGAGCAUCUGUCAUGCACGAUAUUGUCGACAUGAUGCCAGAAGGAAUCAAGCAGAACAAGGCUCGUACCAUCCUGCAGCAUCUCUCUGAAGCGUGGCGUUGCUGGAAGGCUAACAUUCCCUGGAAGGUUCCUGGCCUUCCCACCCCAAUUGAAAACAUGAUCCUCCGGUAUGUCAAGAUGAAGGCUGACUGGUGGACAAACACAGCCCACUACAACCGCGAGAGAAUCCGGCGAGGCGCCACAGUAGACAAAACCGUCUGCAAGAAGAACCUUGGCAGGUUGACGCGUCUGUACUUGAAGGCUGAGCAGGAAAGGCAGCACAACUACCUGAAGGACGGCCCGUACAUCUCGCCCGAAGAGGCCGUGGCCAUUUACACAACCACUGUGCACUGGCUUGAGUCUAGGCGAUUUGCUCCCAUUCCCUUCCCUCCUCUCUCCUAUAAGCACGACACCAAGCUGCUGAUCUUGGCAUUGGAAAGACUCAAGGAAGCCUACAGUGUCAAGUCUAGGCUCAAUCAGAGUCAGCGUGAGGAACUAGGGUUGAUUGAGCAAGCCUAUGACAAUCCCCACGAGGCCCUGUCCAGAAUCAAGCGUCACUUGCUGACGCAGCGAGCCUUCAAAGAGACUGGCAUUGAGUUCAUGGACCUCUACAGCCACCUUAUUCCAGUCUACGAUGUUGAGCCGUUGGAAAAAAUCACCGACGCUUACUUGGAUCAGUACCUCUGGUACGAAGCAGACAAAAGGCGUCUCUUCCCUCCGUGGAUCAAACCUUCAGACACAGAACCACCGCCACUGUUGGUCUACAAAUGGUGUCAGGGAGUGAACAACCUUCAGGAUGUGUGGGACGUCAACGAAGGCGAGUGCAACGUCCUGCUGGAGUCUAAGUUUGAAAAGAUGUACGAGAAGAUUGAUUUGACCCUGCUCAACCGACUGCUGCGUCUCAUCGUUGAUCACAACAUUGCCGAUUACAUGACUGCCAAGAACAACGUGGUCAUAAACUACAAGGACAUGAACCACACCAACAGCUACGGCAUCAUCAGAGGCCUGCAGUUUGCCUCUUUCGUUGUCCAGUACUACGGACUGGUGUUGGAUCUGCUGGUUUUGGGUCUGCAGAGGGCAUCAGAGAUGGCUGGACCGCCGCAAAUGCCCAAUGACUUCCUCACCUUCCAGGACGUGGUUUCGGAAUGUGCUCAUCCGAUUAGGUUGUACUGCAGAUAUGUCGACAGAAUCCACAUUUUCCUCAGGUUUUCAGCAGAGGAGGCGAGAGAUUUGAUUCAGAGGUACCUCACUGAGCAUCCUGAUCCAAACAAUGAGAACAUCGUUGGCUACAACAACAAGAAGUGUUGGCCUAGAGAUGCAAGGAUGAGGCUAAUGAAGCACGACGUCAACCUGGGUCGUGCUGUAUUCUGGGAUAUCAAAAACAGACUUCCUAGAUCAACUACCACUGUGCAGUGGGAGAACAGCUUUGUCAGUGUCUACUCGAAGGACAAUCCCAAUCUUCUCUUCAACAUGGGUGGAUUUGAGUGUCGUAUUCUGCCAAAAUGCCGCACAACUCACGAGGAGUUCACACACAGGGAUGGCGUGUGGAAUUUGCAGAACGAAGUGACCAAAGAGCGAACUGCUCAAUGUUUCUUGCGCGUUGACGACGAGAGUCUCCAGCGAUUCCACAACAGAGUUAGGCAAAUCUUGAUGGCCUCUGGUUCAACCACGUUCACCAAAAUUGUCAACAAGUGGAACACCGCCUUGAUCGGGCUGAUGACCUACUUCCGAGAAGCCGUUGUCAACACCCAGGAGCUGCUGGACCUGCUGGUCAAGUGCGAGAACAAAAUCCAGACCCGUAUCAAGAUUGGUCUCAACUCAAAAAUGCCUUCCCGUUUCCCUCCUGUGGUGUUCUACACCCCUAAGGAGUUGGGAGGUCUGGGCAUGUUGUCCAUGGGCCACGUGCUCAUCCCGCAGUCUGACCUUCGUUGGUCCAAGCAGACCGACGUCGGCAUCACUCACUUCAGGUCUGGUAUGAGUCACGACGAGGACCAGCUGAUCCCCAACUUGUACCGCUACAUCCAACCCUGGGAGUCUGAAUUCAUCGAUUCCCAGCGAGUGUGGGCCGAGUAUGCCCUGAAGAGGCAAGAGGCCAAUGCCCAGAAUAGGCGGUUGACUCUGGAGGAUUUGGAAGACAGCUGGGACAGGGGCAUUCCCAGAAUCAACACCCUUUUCCAGAAGGACAGACACACCCUUGCCUACGACAAAGGUUGGAGAAUCAGGACCGAGUUCAAGCAGUACCAGGUCUUGAAGCAGAAUCCCUUCUGGUGGACGCAUCAGCGCCACGACGGAAAGUUGUGGAACCUGAACAACUACCGCACAGACAUGAUCCAGGCCCUGGGAGGUGUCGAGGGCAUCCUUGAGCACACCUUAUUCAAGGGUACCUACUUCCCUACCUGGGAGGGUCUUUUCUGGGAAAAGGCGUCCGGUUUUGAAGAGUCCAUGAAGUACAAGAAGCUGACCAACGCCCAGCGUUCUGGUUUGAACCAGAUUCCGAACCGUCGCUUCACUCUUUGGUGGUCUCCUACCAUCAACAGGGCCAACGUUUACGUCGGUUUCCAGGUGCAGCUUGACUUGACGGGAAUUUUCAUGCACGGCAAAAUCCCAACCCUCAAGAUCUCUCUUAUCCAGAUCUUCAGAGCUCACUUGUGGCAGAAAAUCCACGAGUCGGUUGUCAUGGACUUGUGUCAGGUGUUCGAUCAAGAGUUGGAUGCUCUGGAAAUCGAGACAGUCCAGAAAGAAACGAUUCAUCCUCGUAAGUCCUACAAGAUGAACUCGUCUUGUGCCGACAUUCUGCUUUUUGCUGCCUACAAGUGGAAUGUGUCCAGGCCCUCAUUGUUGGCUGACUCAAAGGACACAAUGGACAACACGACCACCCAGAAAUACUGGAUUGAUGUGCAACUGCGUUGGGGCGAUUACGAUUCGCACGACAUUGAGCGUUACGCGCGUGCCAAGUUCCUCGACUACACCACUGACAACAUGUCCAUCUACCCGUCGCCCACUGGCGUCCUGAUUGCCAUUGACUUGGCGUACAAUCUGCACAGUGCGUACGGCAGUUGGUUCCCAGGAUGCAAGCCGCUCAUCCAGCAGGCCAUGGCCAAAAUCAUGAAGGCCAACCCCGCCCUGUAUGUGUUGCGAGAGCGCAUCCGAAAGGCCCUCCAGCUCUACUCGUCCGAGCCGACUGAGCCUUAUUUGUCUUCGCAAAACUACGGAGAACUCUUCUCGAACCAAAUCAUCUGGUUUGUGGACGACACCAAUGUGUACCGCGUCACAAUCCACAAGACCUUCGAGGGUAACCUGACCACCAAGCCCAUCAACGGCGCCAUCUUCAUUUUCAACCCCCGCACUGGCCAGCUCUUCCUCAAGAUCAUCCACACGUCUGUGUGGGCCGGACAGAAGCGUCUUGGCCAGCUGGCCAAGUGGAAGACUGCCGAGGAAGUGGCGGCCCUGAUUCGCUCACUGCCUGUUGAAGAACAGCCCAAGCAGAUCAUCGUCACACGCAAGGGCAUGUUGGACCCUCUCGAAGUGCAUUUGCUUGAUUUCCCCAACAUCGUCAUCAAGGGCUCUGAGCUGCAACUGCCCUUCCAAGCGUGUCUGAAGGUUGAAAAGUUUGGAGACCUCAUUCUGAAGGCCACGGAGCCUCAGAUGGUUCUCUUCAACCUGUACGAUGACUGGCUGAAGACUAUUUCCUCGUACACGGCGUUCUCGAGACUGAUCCUCAUCCUUCGUGCUCUUCAUGUCAACACUGAGAGAACCAAAGUCGUCCUCAAGCCUGACAAGACCACCAUCACUGAGCCUCACCACAUUUGGCCCACUUUGACUGAUGACGAAUGGAUCAAGGUGGAGGUUCAGUUGAAGGAUCUCAUUCUGGCUGACUAUGGCAAGAAGAACAAUGUCAAUGUGGCAUCUCUGACACAGUCUGAAAUCCGAGACAUCAUUCUUGGUAUGGAGAUCAGCGCUCCUUCCGCCCAGAGACAGCAGAUUGCCGAAAUCGAGAAGCAGACCAAGGAGCAGUCACAGUUGACUGCCACCACAACCAGAACUGUGAACAAGCACGGCGACGAGAUCGUGACGACCACCACAUCCAAUUACGAAACGCAGACCUUCAGCUCCAAGACGGAGUGGCGAGUCAGGGCUAUUUCGGCCACCAACCUGCACUUGCGAACAAACCACAUCUACGUGUCCUCCGAUGACAUCAAGGAAACCGGUUACACUUACAUUCUGCCCAAGAAUGUGCUCAAGAAGUUUGUCACCAUCUCCGAUUUGAGAGCUCAGAUUGCUGGUUACUUGUAUGGUAUCAGUCCACCUGACAACCCCCAGGUAAAGGAAAUCCGGUGCAUUGUGAUGCCUCCGCAAUGGGGCACCCAUCAGACCAUCCACUUGCCACACCAGCUGCCUGGCCACCAAUACCUGAAGGAGAUGGAGCCCCUCGGCUGGAUGCACACGCAGCCCAACGAGUUGCCGCAGCUGUCCCCACAGGACAUCACAACGCACGCCAAGGUCAUGUCUGAGAACUCGAACUGGGACGGCGAGAAGACGGUCAUCAUCACUUGCAGCUUCACCCCUGGCUCGUGUUCGCUCACGGCUUACAAACUGACGCCCAGUGGAUACGAGUGGGGUCGGCAAAACACCGACAAGGGCAACAACCCCAAGGGCUACCUGCCCAGCCACUACGAGAAGGUGCAAAUGCUGCUCUCAGACAGAUUCCUGGGCUUCUUCAUGGUGCCGACGCAAGGUUCGUGGAAUUACAACUUCAUGGGUGUGCGCCACGACCCCAACAUGAAGUACGAGCUGCAGUUGUCCAACCCCAAAGAGUUCUACCACGAGGUGCACAGGCCAGCGCACUUCCUCAACUUCUCCUCUCUGGAGGAGGGUGACGGCGUCGGCGCCGACCGAGAAGACGUGUACGCGUAAAAAUGUGAAUUUUAGCAAGUCCGUUUUGAUUUUCUAAUUCAAUUUGUGUAUAUAUUUUUAACUUUAAAUCAUGAUGAGUAAUUAAUAAAAACAUUUCCUGACAA